Molecule: messenger RNA, 1300 nt
Organism: Ciona intestinalis (vase tunicate)
Lineage: Eukaryota; Metazoa; Chordata; Ascidiacea; Phlebobranchia; Cionidae
Source: RefSeq, a predicted model, not a curated record
UUUAGGUGAUUCAGCGCAAUAUGGAUGAUCGAACAGAUUUUGAUAGAUUAUAAAACUGGAUUUGGAAACAAGCUUGCCAGCUUUUGGAUUGGGUUGGAAAAUAUACGAGAAAUGACAAAGAAUGGAGACAACGAACUUCGGAUAGACAUUACAACUUGCAACAACACAAAGAUCGUGGCUGAAUAUUCUAAUUUCACCGUUGGCCCGGAGAUUGACAGAUACAGAUUGCAAUUGUCUGGUUAUCAACACAAACAAGGUACAUGUGACCAGCAUGAUGCUACGAUUGCUAGACCAUGUCGUCCAUAUUCUAAUUUAUCUCGGCAGAAAUGUGAAAAUAACGGAAAAUGCUGCUACAAUGCCAAUGCAACCGCUGGCCAUCGCUGUACUUAUACCGCAGAUUCAAUGGAGUAUGUUAAUGAGAAAAGAUUUUCCACAAAAGAUAUUUCCUCCGGAACUUGUCCAAGUACGAGAAAAGGAGGUUGGUGGUACGAUUACUGUUCACACUCCAGCCUAAACGGAAUAUACGAUCCAUGUAAAAUUGGGGUACAAUACGCUUACUGGAGAAAUUGGAGUCCAUCGGGGAGAUGGGAAGGUCUACGUUUUACAGAAAUGAAGAUACGUCCAGCUCUGUGAGAUAUUAAAUGAACUGAUUCCAUUCAUAAAGGUUGUAAAUAUAGCAGAGUAAGAUGCUGGGCCACAUUUUCGCUCUUUUUUCUCGUCCGAUUUUGUAGUAAACAAAGAAAACUUACAGAUUAUAUAAGCCAUGGUCUUUAACUCUAAAAGAGCGUUUAAUUGUUCAAAACCGGGAAACGUGGAUGUUAGUUGCUAACGGUAACUUAUCUUACCCCACAGUCAUGUAGGCCUAUACAACCGGUUUAUUUGCUAUAAACUAAAUAUGUUUUUAUUCACUCAUUCCCUGCCCUUCUUUUUCAUGGCUGCUGUUGGCUGACACACAACGACAUACACAUAUAGUAUAGGGUGGGGGGAGAUAGAACACCUUUCCAUUCUAUUUUCUCGUCCCAUUUGGUGCUAAACAAAGAUCAUUCAAAGAAUAACCGUAUCCUCACGACUCCCAUAGGCCUUUGUUAAUUGUUUAAGACACGAUCAGGAUAUAUUUUUGAAUAUUAUGUGCUAAAGGUGUCCCAUCUUUCCUUAUCUUACUAUAUAUAUAUUCAGAUCAUGGUUUGAGCAAUGAAUACCAACGGUAAUAAUAAUAUCCAUAUAUUCUCCUGUUUUUCGUGUGUUCUAUUCGGUUACUCAGUAGCGCCACCAUGCUAAUGUAUUUACAAUACAUGGUCAA